This is a messenger RNA of Pogonomyrmex barbatus (red harvester ant), 481 nucleotides long. RefSeq lists its product as uncharacterized. NCBI's taxonomy places the organism in Eukaryota, Metazoa, Arthropoda, Insecta, Hymenoptera, Formicidae. The record is from RefSeq and is a predicted model, not a curated record.
AUGAUAGAGAAACCAACGAAACCAUCAAUAAAAUCAUGUACUACAAAAGAUAAAAAGCCAAAAGAUAAAAAGGCACAAAUAAAAGAACAGACAGAUCGCGAGUUUAAAGAGAUAGAAGAAUGCAAAAAAAUCCUUAAAAAAGAAAAACAGAAAAAAAAUGCUAAAACCAAGAUGGUUUCCAUAGAAUAUCAGCCGACCGGCUUAGAUCCGACGAUCAGUUCGUGUGAAGAACAAAAAAAGAAGUUUACAAAUACGCUAAAUGACUCGAUCAUUUCUGCCUUAUUCAAAUCGCUCAAUAUCAAAUCUAACAUUAUCAAUAGUCAGAUUCCAUUUAUUGCCAAGUUAGUAGCCUUUUAAUUUUGCUUCCGUCCUUAACAACGUUUUCGAAACUUUAAGAUUAAUUAAUUCAGGGAGAAUACACGAUGGGAAAAAAUGAUGUUCAAUCUAAUUAAAUGUACAAUAUUAUUAAUUAAAUAAGAUU